This is a messenger RNA of Myotis myotis, 10636 nucleotides long. RefSeq names its product homeobox D4 (gene HOXD4). NCBI's taxonomy places the organism in Eukaryota, Metazoa, Chordata, Mammalia, Chiroptera, Vespertilionidae. Gene Ontology annotation, molecular function: RNA polymerase II cis-regulatory region sequence-specific DNA binding; DNA-binding transcription factor activity, RNA polymerase II-specific. Bases 6574 to 7329 code for a protein of 251 amino acids. Gene Ontology annotation, biological process: regulation of transcription by RNA polymerase II; embryonic skeletal system morphogenesis; anterior/posterior pattern specification. The transcript is spliced from 5 exons. Gene Ontology annotation, cellular component: nucleus. The record is from RefSeq and is a predicted model, not a curated record.
GAGAGGCUCCUCGGAACCGGCAAGCUGAGAUUGCCUCUAGGCUCUGGAGCCUGAAGGCCGGUUCCGGGGUGGCAGGCAGGUUACCUCACUUUCUUGGCCUUCCUGGAGGGGGCGUGAUUUUCACGCGCUUGGCUCUUGAGAGCAGGAAAGAAAUUUGGGUCCUGUGGCAGGGCAAGCUGCGCCCAAUCCAUGGGGUCCCAAGGAGCUCCCUCUUGCUGGCUGGGCUCCUGUGCUUUACACUUCACCCUUCCACGACCCCAGGUACCCAGAAUGGGCAGCCUUGAAAAGCACAGCGCGGUGCCGCCUCCUGCAGGCUGAGGAGCUUUGCCCUGGUUCACCUAGUCCUACCUAGAGCAAGGCCUGUGUCCUGGGGUUCCCCGGGUCUCCCUUUGAGAGCCAGGGCAAAAUUUACUGACUUCUUGGCUUAAGAAUUAUGCAGAUGCCUAUCUCUACCCUUUUCUACACCACCCACAGGCCCUUCUCUCACCAUUGCUCCCAUCUCAGGCCUUUGGUGGGCUCCACAAGGUAUUUCUUGCACGAGGGGUGGCUCCCAACUUUAAAAAUGGGCUCUAAUCCAACUUCAUUGUCUCCUGGCGAUGCAGUUUCACCCUCUUUUUCCCAUUUUAGGGCAGUGUUGUUCAUGAAGGCCUGCAUUCAAAUCUUGUUUAUAAUACAAGUCCCUGGGUCUCACACCAGAUUUCUUAUUAAAUCAUAUUAUCUGGGGCCUGCAUUUUGUAAACACUCUUUCCCCAGGGCAAUUAAGAUGCACUUAUGUCUGAGAGCCACUUGAUCAAGGGCUCUCCUGCUUCUUUUAUGGUUAUUAUGUCUCCAGGGGUCAAAUUCCCUCUACCACUCAGGUAUCCCCAUAGUUCUUGGUGCUCACUCCCUAAUUGGGUUUUCUAAUGUCACUAUCCCAUAAGUUGAAUAAUUGCUCACAUUAGUGAAAGGGACAUUGACCCUUUGCUAACUUGGAGAUUUCAAAGAAGUGAGUUGGUUCAGACUGCCAUGGUUCAAAUCUUUACCGCUUACCUGCUGUUGUGGCCUUAGGAAAGUGGGACGUAUUUCCUCAUUUGAAAAGUAGGGAUAAUGACAGAACCUUCAAGUGUUACAAGGACUUUUACUUACAUGUCACUACUAUGUGUUAAAGACUAUUCCAACUACUUUAUAUACAUUAACUCACUGGUUAAAUACUUAAAACAGUGUUUUAGCACAUAACAAGCAUUCACUAUGUGUUCCUUAUCAUCGCUUUCUCUUUUCUGCUAAGCAAUCCAGGCCGAGACUUUUAGAGCUGAAAGAGACUUGAUUCACUCACCAAUCCUUGAAUUCUACAGAGGAGAAGACAGGCCUAGGCUUGGUCACAGGAAGUGGUAGACCCAGGAACACAUAGUUCUGGGACUCUUACUAGUGUUGCAGUCGGCCUCACAGGCCCUGCUCUCUUGGGCCUCCGUGUGUCUACAGGUUUACUUCAGGGCCACACCCAGGAAGAAAGUACCCCUAGUUCCUCGGUGGGCAGAUGGCAGGUAGGGGAAGCCUCAAAACCACAUAGACACAUCUUCGACUCAGACAAAGGGCUUCAGGCCUUUCCAGAGAGCAGGUCCCACUCUCCAGCUCCUGAAGGCGCCCUUUUCUACCACCACCUAUCAGUCACACCUUUCAGGGCAAGAACCCUCUUUUACAGCCUCAGGAAAAUACUCUCUUUUCAGUCUCUUGAAAUCUUGGGUAGGGUGGAAAAGCAAAAGGCCAGUGGGCAACAGCAGGGGAGGCUGGAGUGUCCCACUCCUCCUUAAUCUGCUUGUGUUCCAAGAUCUGGGCUCCAGGACUAUAGCUGAGCCAUAGCUCCCAACUUGGGCCAUAGUGGUAUCAAGGUAAGUCUUUGAGAGGCCUUAUCCUCAAAAAUCUCCUCCAGCUCUUCCAAAUUUUUGAGAUUCCUUCUAUCUUUUAAAAACAGUUAUAUAAAUACUUCCUCGGGUGACAACACACACACACACACACACACACACACACACACACACACACACACACACACACGGCAUUCAGGUUCCUAGCCCUGGCUUCCAUGACUUCUGCCUAUAGACUUUUCCUGUGAGGGCCUCCCCAACCGUUGGCUACGAUGCUUCUCUUGGUUUAACCAGGAGUCCACCUGCGUCAUAUUUUUUCCCAAAACACACAUAAUCUCUUCUGCUAUCAACCGUGUCAGGUGGAGUUUCGUCCAUGGCAUAGGGCAGCACUUUAGCCCUCCAGCCAUCCCAACUUCUGUGCCAUAUAACCUCCAUUUUUGGUUCUCAAAGGACUUAGAUGGCCAACCCAGGCCCUGCCCUUCUUGGUCCCUUUUUCAGCCUCUGACCCCACUGUCAGAUAUCCUGCCCCAGGGCCCAUUCUUUUGGCUUUCAUCUCUCACUAUUGAAGUUUUCUUCUGCAGUUACCUUUCUUCCCAGAGAACACCAAGGCAAAGCUCCAAUGCAUGAAUUCCAUUGUAGGGGGUAAGAGUAGUGUGGCAAGAGUAUGUUCCUCUUUCAGUGGUACAGCUCAGUGCCAAGAAUAUGGGAUCAUGUUUCCCUCCUGCGUGGGAUUCCCUGAUCAGCCCUUCUUUGGCUCCACCCCCAGCCCUUCUUUGGCUCCACCCCUUAAGGGCCAGGCCUUUCUCCUUCUGUCCCUGGCCCAGAGAGUUCAUCCAAAGUCUCAACCAUACCUAUUCUGCUUGUGCAGAUGCUUCGUUUAAGGGGAGAGCUUAAUAUGACCUCUGGGCAAGAAACCUCUUAAAAGUCAAGAUCAGAAUACUCUUUCCUGGGGCCACAUAGGAGGGGCUCUUAGGGUGGGCAGAAGACAGACCUCAUUACAUUUGGAGUAUAGCUGGUGCAUCCUCCUUCCUGGGAGCUGUUCUGGCUUCUAGGUUGGGAAGAGCCCUACAGGGACUCUACCUUAUGGGAGUUCUCUGGGAGGAAUUCAGAACUGGAUCUUUCUAGCCAAAUGGGGAAGGACAGUGUCUACAGCCUCACUUUACCCAGAAACAAAUUCCUUACAGGUCUUUACAAAAACUUCAACUUUUCCUCCCCUACCUUCUCUUUCAUUAUCACUAUCACCACCAUUGAAAGUCCUUGGGCAAACCUCAACAAAUUAGCCCAAGAUAGUCUGCUGUCCCCUCCUGGUGCUCAAAGUUCUUACUAGACAGAGUUUGCUCUUCCUCCUCCCCACUCUCUCAUUCAUCUAGAGAAGCCCAGGACAUUGGGGGUCGUGGGAGGGGAGGGCAAAGGAAUAUUGUAGGAAGGUGGACACUUUCUCUUUAAUCAUGUUUUCUGGCUCUUCUAAGAUUAGAAAAGUAAUCGAAGGUGUCGGCUUCACUGUCUUCCUCUCUUCCCUUCCUCUAUGCAUAGCUAGUUACUGUUAUCUGAAUAUACAGAGCAGGCUGUUUAAUUUUAUUCAUCUUCUGUAUGCCACAGUGAAGAUUACAAGCAAGUCCCAAUUACCAUCUUUCAUCAUCAUACAUUAAAAAAAAAAAAAAUCUACUAAACUGCAACUAGCCAGGCAUUGUUUCAAACACCACCUCCCACCCCUAUAGAAAGUUCAUCACAAUUGCCUAGAAAGUCAGACAUCCUUUGUUUAAUUCUGUUUUAUUAACUUAAGGAAAAAUAAAAAAGCUUUCCUACGCUUCCAACUUUGAUUAUUUUUAUAGAGUGGUUUAACAGGGACUAUAUUUGAAGCUGGUCACUUAGUACUAACAGAAUCAGAAGCCAUUUUUUAAGAGGUUGAUCUUUACGCAUUUUAAAAACAGAUACUACCAAUUGUAAAAGAAAAGAUCCUCCUAAGUAGUUAAUGGUGGGGGGAGGAGAAGUGGGUGCUAUACAGUCUAGGCUAACAGCCCCACCCCCUGCUUUCUAGCCAGUGAAAGUCAAAUCAGGAAAUGGGUUUUGAAAUGCAUGUAGAAUGGGUGGAAAUUAGAAUGCAAAGUGAUCUUUGUAGAGAGGGAUCUCUUUUAUGCACUUGAUGGGACUUGCUGAUGAGAACUUUUGCAACUGAAUUUGACUUAGAAAUUAUAUAUGUAUAUGUGCUCUACAAAUCUACACAGAACAUCCAUUCUUUUCAUCAGAAUUGUAAAAAUCACACAUGUUUCCACACUGGGGGCACUCUGGAAGGCUAUGGAAGGAUGCUGGGGAUCAGUUCUUUGUAUUUACUUCUGUUGCUGGGAGCUGGGGGCCUCUUUCCCACCCUACCUCCCCCAAGCAUAGAAUGUCACACUCUCCAGUAGAGCAGCCCUCAGGCCCAACUCCUUUUCUUGGCUUUCUCAGCAGGAGAGCAUACUCUCCCCAGCUCUCUUAGGCUCUCUCCCUCUCUGGUGGGAGUGGCAGUUCAGGAGUUGGGGGGAGAUGACCCAUCCAGGUUUGGGCCCCGGACUGAGCCCUGUGAUUGGGGCACUGGGGGAGUGGGGACAUCUGACUUCCUGGGCUUGAGUUCCUUGAGAGCCUCAUUUGCUUCCUCACACCCUCUCCCCUUCACACCAGGGCUGUUUUAUUGUUUUAUAACCUUCUUUAGAGCUUUAGUUGCCAAAGAUUCCGAUGGAGCUAUUCUCUACUUUCGCACUUUACCAAACCCCAAGUCUUGCUGUUUUAAGCAGUUUGGUCACUUGCAAAGGCUUUCCUUUCAGAUCUAAGCAAAUUAUAGAAACUUCUAGGCAUGUGACUACCUUAGACUUUGCUGAGCCCAUCCACAACAAUACAGAGCCAAGUGUUAACUCCAGCUGCCACCCACCCCCAAGCCCACCCAACUUCUCCAAAACACCCUUUUUACUAUUGAAGCUUGAACAAAGUCUCAAAUAAUUUCUGGUAUAAGCAAGUUAAAAAGUGGCCUUUGACUUUUCUCUUUAUUUAUUUACCACAUCUAGAGCUACAAAAUGAUUGAAAUAAAGGAGUUGAAGGUACUCACAGCGAAUGCAGCCAAAGAAUCAUAAGACAUGCCCACCAACCAGCCUUUUCCAAAUAGUACUAUCUCCCAACUUAAACGGACUUCUCUGAAAAGAUGCUAUUUGAAAAGCCUGGGGUAUUGAUAUGAAUCUGACCCCUGUGCAUUCUGGAUAUUUGGAACUAUUUAAAUGUGAGGGAACAGUUGCAGUGAACCUUUAUUUAGUGAAUAAAAGUUUAAAGCCAAAGGUUAUUUAUGGUUCUGCAGAGAUGGGACCUGAAUGGCUAUUUACGAGCACGUGAUUCCAAUAAACUUUGUUUUAUGGCUUGAGAGUUGACAAGCCAAAAUAUAAUUCCCACCAUAAAUUAGGUUAAGAGCAUACAAGUGCAGAUGCUUGGUUCCUGGAGCAGCGAUAGGAAAGUGAGAGGCUCCAGCUAGCGCCGGGCUCAGAAGGAGGCCGUUCUACUCUCAGCUCCCCUGCCCACUAGGAGAGAGAACCAGUUCGGGACCAGGAGAGACCGCCGCUUGCAUUGGCCCCAGCCCAGGGCAGCUUGGUGCCUGCAAACAGCGCCUGCCUCGGGGUCUGCAGCAGCAGCAGCAGGACGGAGAGGCCAGCUGGGCUCAGGGCUCAGGAAGGAUGAUCAGCGGAUCGACUGAGCCUGGUGACACAAAGCACCCUUUUCUUCAAGAAGCACCUCACCUUUAUACAGAGGCUCCUGUGUAAACACCUAAUUGGUUGCAGGAAUGUGGAGCCAAAGGGCUAGGUUUUGGAGGACUGGGGAGUGCGGUGGGAGGCCAGGUAGCCCCAGCUCGGCCCUCAAGGAGCAUGAGGUUGGAGGGUGCCUCAUGAGCGGCUCACUGGCCUUUGAGUGCCCUGUAAGAAGGAGGCGAGCUGGAAAGAAGGAGUGCAGAGUCCUUGUGGGGUCCAUUUGGGUGGGGUGGGGUACCCUCGCCAUCUUCCUGGCACACCUCUCAGCUUCCCGGGCUGAGGCAGGGGGAACCUCUUGCCAUACCUGCAAGGCCUGGCUUUGGCUAGAAUUACCCCAGCUCGGGCACUCACAGAAAGCUGGGCGGUUACUCAUUGCCUAAAUGGAUUCAGGCCAGCCAGAUUGUAGUAACUUUUGGGUGACCCUGAGGAAGACAAAGCCGGGACUGAGCCUUUGUAUGGCAGUCCCCGUUCCCGCGGCCGGGCUGGCGGGAGCUCUUCCUGCUGGGGUAUUCUGCCCAACUCUGAGCUGCCUCACCCACCUGCCUUUUGGUGCCUACACUCCAACGGAUAUUCGGAUUCAGUCCACUUUGAGCUGUGCCCACUUUGGGGGGCUGUUUUCUGGCGGGUUGGUGAGUGGAGAGGGCACUGGAGAUUAGCAAAGUCAGUGGCAGACAAAAGCUGGAAUUACUUUCAGGGGGAUGAGGGUGCUGAGGGUUAGAAGUAUAUUAACAUCUCGUGAGGGCCCUCGAAUGUGCCACAGCGAGUCACUUGAUUACACGUAUGUUAUUUAGUUAAAUUUGUGAAAAUUAUGAGAUGCUCACCAACCCGGUGAUAAACUCGCUCCCUCGCUAUUGGCUGGCCUGGUCACAUGGCCGCCAACUUUAUUCAGUUGACAGCAAGUAGGAGGGCCCUAUGGAAGGAGAAAAAAAGACAACACGAGAAAAAUUAGUAUUUUCUACCUUCUGAAAUUAAUGGCCAUGAGUUCGUAUAUGGUGAACUCCAAGUAUGUGGACCCCAAGUUCCCUCCCUGCGAGGAAUAUUUGCAGGGCGGCUACCUAGGCGAGCAGGGAGCCGACUACUACGGCGGCGGCGCACAGGGUGCUGACUUCCAGCCCCCAGGGCUCUAUCCGCGGCCCGACUUCGGUGAGCAGACCUUCGGAGGCGGCGGCCCGGGCCCGGGCUCGGCGCUGCCCACGAGGGGUCACGCGCAAGACCCAGCAGGCCACUACGGCGCCCCCGGAGAGCCGUGCCCGGCGCCCCCUGCGCCCCCGCCCGCGCCCCUGCCAGGCGCCCGGGCCUGCAGCCAGCCGGGCGGCCCCAAGCAGCCGCCCCCAGGGACGGCACUCAAGCAGCCGGCUGUGGUCUACCCCUGGAUGAAGAAGGUGCACGUGAACUCCGUGAACCCCAACUACACCGGCGGGGAGCCCAAGCGGUCCCGGACAGCCUACACCCGGCAGCAAGUCCUAGAACUGGAAAAGGAAUUUCAUUUUAACAGGUAUCUGACGCGGCGCCGUCGGAUUGAAAUUGCUCACACCUUGUGUCUGUCUGAGCGCCAGAUCAAGAUCUGGUUCCAGAACCGGAGGAUGAAGUGGAAAAAAGACCACAAGCUGCCCAACACCAAAGGCAGGUCCUCGUCCUCCUCGUCCUCCUGCUCCUCCUCGGCCGCCCCCGGCCAGCAUUUGCAGCCGUUGGCCAAGGACCACCACACGGACCUGACGACCUUAUAGAAGUGGGGACCCUGGGCCCAUCCCUCCCUGCGCUCCCGGCUGAGCCGAAGCCGCAGGGGCAGGCCCGGCCUGCUGUCACCUCGCUGGGCUCUAAGGUACUGUAGGGUGGACCUGGGACGUGCAGGCCGUCCUUGGACUAGGUUAGCAUCCUGCCUGAGGGCAGCCCCCUACCUGGAGCGGGUAUGGGGGUGGGAGGGGGAUGGGACUCUCUCUCUAAGUAUAUGAUCAUAUGGCAGGAGCUACUGAGAACAUAAAACCUUGGCGAGUCAUUAAACUCAUGAAAAUCUCCGCUGUUGGAUUUUGAAUUUACAAGUGAAGGUUGAAUGCUUUACCCUAGUGUGAAUUUGAACAUCCUUCCCCACCCCACGCCUCCAGGGAUGCUGUGGUUUAAUAAUGUGGGGGAGUCAGGCAGCAGGUUAGCCACCCCUGUGCUAGGUGCUUUCAAUGGAAGCAGGAGAGCUGUGCCAGGAUUUCUGAACUUUCUGGGUUGUCUGUAUAACUUCCAGUGUGAAAUUAUAUAUAUUGUUCCCACUGGCCCAUGCCCAAAGAAAUGAGUCUAAGAAGGAAGUGGAAACGGGUCGUUUUAUGUUUAGAUUAUAUUUGCUUAAAUAUUUAUUUGGUGGGGAAUGGGGUACAGAAAUAACUGACAUCUUAAUGCCAAAAACCUUAAGAUGGUGAAAGGGUCCAAAUUUCAGGAAACAGAAUCAGAGAUGUGUGGACUUAUUCAGGCUGUAACUGGCAUUUUGAACCCCACCCCCUCCCCAUUCCCUGGAAAUGUGUGUAGGGCCCUUAACCCUUCUAGAGGGAAGCAAAGAGUCCAAUCUGAGUUGCAUUCUUGAAAAUGUAUUUCCACAUGUGCUUUUUUCAGCACUGUGCUACAACCAGUAUUAAAGGUUGUUAAAGGAAAGGAAAAAAAGAAAGAAACAAAUGGUCCAACAUUUUCCUUCUGGGGAAAGAAAACAAAACCUCUGUUCUGGGUCAUUUGAUAAUGACCAAAUUUUCUGUUCCAACUGGAUUCCAAAUGCCCAAAUAGCCCAUCUAGCAAUAUUUUAUAAGAACUGGUGUAUGGCCUAUUUGGGAGAAGGGGGUGUGCAGUGGGAAGAAAGUGGGAAGUAGAGGAAGUCUUACUUUAAAAAGGAAAAAAAACAAAACCUAAUUGAAUCUAGAAGUCCACGAAAGUUGGUCUUAGGGUUUUUCCCUGAAGGUUUUAUUUUUUAAAACAAACCUUAAGGAAGUUUUUCUCAAUCCAUUAGUUAGAAGCAGAAAUUUUAAAAGUACAAAAGUUUUCAGGCCCUCUUUCUUGCCUUGAGAAUAGUGGUUUAAAACAAUCGCUCUCAAACAACAGAAGAGAUAUUUUUUAAUCAUUUUUCUUAUGCCUUGCCUGGGAAGGCUCCAAAGCUCAUUUUUCUAAAAUGCUGACCUGUAGGGUUAAGGGGAAAGAGUCAAAGGUAAUGACCAGGGUUUAUAUACUCAAAGGAAACGGGACUUCGAAAGUUUAAACCCCAAAGCCUGGGGCUCCAAAAAGAAACCCCAGGUUGUAGCUAUCAAAAAGUGACAAAAGCAGGGAGGGAUAAAGGGUGAGCUUAAAAGAGAGACUCAGAAUUGGGGUUAUUUUUUUUUUUCAGUGCUCCUGAACACUUUAGUAGGUUUCAGUGGUAAUUAAAAAUACAUUGAGGUGUAGGGGAAAGAAAAGAUUUUCUCUGCAGCCAUGUUCUUUGGUUCAGUGUCUCCUGAGAGUUGAGGGCAGGUAUUCACUGGAGUCCCUAGGCUGAAAUUCCACUUCUCUAAAGUAUCUUCCAAGCCUUGGUCUUUUGUAUUAGACCCUGGGGACAGCUCUUUGUUCCUCUUUGGGGUGAGCCUGGCUCUCAGACUUGCACAUGGCAAUACUUGAAUAUCGGCACGUCGGGAUAUUAAAGAUGGAUAUUCCUGCAUUAUUCACAUCAUUGUUUCUAUGACAAAAAGCACAGAGUUCAUACAUAGUCAAGAUGUCUUUUUUCUGACACCCUCACGUUGAGAAGCUGAAAAGGUAUUUUACUGAAGUUCGGGGCUAAAUUACAGAAUCAGGUUCAUCCAGAGGACAAAUUUUCUGUUCGAUUAGCUGUAUUUCAGCCGGGAGGACUGACCUCUAAACCCUUAACCUUUUGGACUCUAACUACCCUUCUCUUCUUUUUUUUCCCCCCUCUGACAUGGAGAGUGGUCUUUGGAUGUAACAGUUGAAAAGAGCAGUUAUCCUUGGACAAGUUGGAAAGUUGCUAAGAUUCUUUCUUAAAGCCCAGAUCUGUGAAUACAUUUAACGUCUCCUUGGGAGGGGGUAAAAGUAUGUUUUCACAACAACCAACUACUAUACAGGGGUGGGCAAAAGUAGGUUUACAGUGUAAUACAAAUAAGUGAUACAAUAAUUAAUCAAUAAUAAUACAAGAAUAAAUUCUAUUCCUCACACUUACACCUGUAAACCUACUUUUGCCUACCCCUAUAUACUGUAGAGAUUAUUUAUAGAUUCCCCCUUUCCCAAAAGUUCAGGUUACUUAACCCAGCUUUAGGCCAAAUGCCAAAACUACUUAAACACCUUCACCCCUGUCCCAAUAUAAAGCCAAGAGGAAAGUUUUGAUGAAGAAAAUCCAAGCUCAUUCUCAAACAUAGCCCCGUUACUUAGGAAAGUAACUUAAUCAGAGAAACAACUUCUUUGUUUAUAAGUCCUCAGCUCUCCUUCUCAGCUUCCAGGAAUUGCCUUUUGAAAUGUUAAUUUAGCUUGGAUGGCCCAGAGGGCAGCCCACGACCCUGAGGUCCUAACUGGACCUCAGCACCCUUUUGGGCCCACAAGAGUGGGGCAGGGAAGAAGCAGGACCCCCCCCCCCCCCAACCACCUAGGGCAGGGAAGGAAAUGAGUUUCCAUCUGGGAACGUGCUCUAGAGAAAGCUAGAUGUAGAAAGGCUCAGUGCCCAUUUGCUUUUAUUUGUUUCCACUUUGUUCCCCCAAAUAUGAGCCAGAAGUGUUUGUGUUGGUGGUGGUGUUUUUUAAAGCUGUGUUGGGGUUGUGACUAGGGGGAAUGAAGUAUUUGCUGAGGACAUUGCUCCUCGAACUCCCAUCUCACUUUGUCCAUUGCAGCCUUUUGUUGGGAGAUGACAUUGUCAGUCAGCCCAUGGUGUUUGUUCACACAAGAUGCUUUUUAAAUAGAAUUGACCAAUGUUCUGCUGCCAUUGAUUAAAGUAUUAUUUAUACUAAUUGUUGCCUGUAGUUUUGAUGUAAUUCAUUGAUCUAUAUUUGAAAUAAAAGGUAUAGCGAAAUCUCCCUCCUGUUUGGUGCCUCC